AUGGCCACAAGAGAUAGAACACCAGCAUUUAAUCUUUUAAAAUCAGAAUUUAAAAAUAGAAGACCAAGUAAAUCAUAUAAUCAAUCAGAAUCUGAUGAUGAUUCAAAUAAUGUACCGUUGGUUGCAUUAAAAGGUACUUCAUCAGGGGGAAAUGCACAGCCACAAUUAAAAGAGUUAAAUGUUUUACCACCAUGGAUGCAAAAAAUAAAUGAUAUAGAUUUAAAUCUUAAAAAGAUUAGCGAGUUAAUCGAUAAAUUAAAAGGUUAUCAUGAUAAAAAUUUAUUACCAGAUAUGAGUAUGGAGGAUCAAUCAGAUUUAGAAAGAUCAAUUGAAAUUACAACAACAGAAAUCACAAGAUUAUUCCACAAAACUCAUGAUUAUAUUAAAAAUUUAGGUAAAGGUGCAAAUUUAUCACCAGAGGAUCAAAAGAUGAAAAAAAAUAUUCAAAAUUCCAAAUCAGCCAAAUUACAAUCAUUAUCAUUAACAUUUAGACAAAAACAAAGAAUAUUUUUAACAGCAUUACAAAAAAGGUCAAAUGCAUUUUCAGAAUGGGGAAUUGAUUUUAAUGAUGAGGAGGAGGGUGGUGUUGUUGAUCUAGAUUUCUCUGACGAGUUAAAACAGGUUGUAGAUCAUAUGGAAUUGGAAAUUACUCAAAGAGACCAAGAUAUUCGUAAAAUUGUAGCUUCAAUUAAUGACCUUUCACAAUUAUUUCAAGAUAUUAGUAUUUUAGUUGUUCAACAGGGUACAUUGCUUGAUAGAAUUGAUCAUAAUUUAGAAACAGCAUACGAGGAUGUUAAACAAGGUACAGUAGAAAUUGAAGAAACAAAUCAAUUACAUAAAGAAUAUAGAACAAGACUUUGUAUUUUAAUGAUUUUAGUAGCUUUAGUAGUUGCAAUGGUGUUUUUAUUUAUUCUCAGAAUUAUUUUUUAA
Messenger RNA from Dictyostelium purpureum, 930 nucleotides. RefSeq lists its product as uncharacterized. Gene Ontology annotation, biological process: intracellular protein transport; vesicle-mediated transport; vesicle fusion. Bases 1 to 930 code for a protein of 309 amino acids. The transcript is spliced from 4 exons. Gene Ontology annotation, molecular function: SNARE binding; SNAP receptor activity. The record is from RefSeq and is a predicted model, not a curated record. Gene Ontology annotation, cellular component: SNARE complex; membrane; endomembrane system. NCBI's taxonomy places the organism in Eukaryota, Evosea, Eumycetozoa, Dictyosteliales, Dictyosteliaceae.